Messenger RNA from Trichoderma gamsii, 420 nucleotides. RefSeq lists its product as hypothetical. Gene Ontology annotation, biological process: lactate catabolic process. The record is from RefSeq and is a predicted model, not a curated record. Gene Ontology annotation, molecular function: D-lactate dehydrogenase (NAD+) activity; D-lactate dehydrogenase (cytochrome) activity; FAD binding. Gene Ontology annotation, cellular component: mitochondrion. Bases 1 to 420 code for a protein of 139 amino acids. The transcript has a single exon. Lineage: Eukaryota; Fungi; Ascomycota; Sordariomycetes; Hypocreales; Hypocreaceae.
AUGGAGCUCAACGCAGAAAUAAAAGACAGCGGCCUCUUCUUGCCUCCUGACCCGGGCCCAAUGGCUUAUAUCGGCGGCAUAAUUGCCACUAACUGCAGUGGAACCAAUGCCGUGAGAUACGGCGCAAUGAAAGACCCUGUCGUCAAUCUGACUGUUGUUCUGGCGGACGGCACAGUCAUCAAAACGCGGCAAAGGCCAAGAAAGACAUCGGCUGGAUACAAUCUCAACUCUGUAUUCACUGGAUCGGAAGGCACUCUUGGUAUUAUUACUGAAGCUACCCUCAAGUUGGCGAUACUGCCGACGAAUUUGAGCGUAGUAGCAGUGGCCUUCGGUAGCGGCAGCAUUUUCAUUGGUUCGUGCAGGAUUCCCUAUGGCCGUCUUGGAACUGAUGGACGAAGUGCAAAUGGAAAGAAUAAAUAG